Molecule: messenger RNA, 2531 nt
Organism: Mugil cephalus (flathead mullet)
Lineage: Eukaryota; Metazoa; Chordata; Actinopteri; Mugiliformes; Mugilidae
Gene: znf385d
Product: zinc finger protein 385D
Exons: 8
Coding region: 258-1601 (447 amino acids)
Cellular component (GO): nucleus
Molecular function (GO): zinc ion binding; nucleic acid binding
Source: RefSeq, a predicted model, not a curated record
AGGGAGGACCGGCGCGAGGAGAGAGGCAGAUACGGAGGUCCACAGACGGCAGCGGUGUGCAGACCGGCCACUGACGCUGCUGUCGGAUUGAACACACAUACACACACACACACACACACACACAAACACACAUGCAGAGGCUACACACCACCCGCAUGAGGAGCGUAUGAGACAUGCACAGGCUGCCGUCCAUGGACACACACACACUGGCAGGGCACCAGAGAGGAAAUACAGCAAACCCCCGAGACUGAGGAGCUAUGGACAGCAGCAUGUUCUUUGGUAACACAUGUCAGAAUGGCCUUAUGCCCGCCUUGGUGCGUCCCGCCCUGCCCACCAUCCAGACCUCACUGGGCAUGAAGCAGUUCCUCCCGAUUCCACUGGACACAGCCUCGGCGGUCAGCCUCUUCCCGGGCUUCAGCGCGAUGGACCCGGUGCAGAAAGCCGUCCUCCAUCACACCCUCGGCCUCCCCGCCACCAUCAAGAGGAAGCACGUGUCCUGCAGCGUUUGUCAGCUGAGGUUCAACUCACAGAGCCAGGCCUUGGCCCACUACAAGGGCACCAAACAUGCCAAGAAGCUAAAAGCCCUGGACACCCCCAAGAGCAAGCUCAAAGGCUCAGCGGUCGCCAAGGAAACCGCCAACCAGGAGACCGCCAAGGGCAUCAACACCUCGCAGGUCCCCAACGGCACUGACAGGAAAGAUGGCGUCCCUGGAACGGCGCCUCCACCGCUCUCCCCUGCUCUCAGGCUGGCGCAACCGAUGGCAACCUUGGCGGCUCAGACCACGCCGACGCCCUGCGCACCUGUGGCCUCGCCGGUAGUCUCGGGCGCCACGGCGGCCCAGGCGGCCCCAGAGACUGCCCCGGCAACUGCCCCGGCGGCGGGGGGAGACGAAGGCCCGGCGACGCUGGACCCGCCCUCAGAACCCGACCCGGAGCCCGAGGCCGAAGCCGACACCGAGACGGAUCCGGAAACGGAGGAGGAGAAGGCCCGACGUCUGCUCUACUGCUCGCUCUGCAAAGUGGCGGUCAACUCGGCGUCGCAGCUCGAGGCGCACAACAGCGGUACGAAGCACAAGACGAUGCUAGAGGCCAGGAGCGGCGUGGGCUCCAUCAAGUCUUUCCCCCGAGCGGGAGUCAAAAGCAAACUGGCCACGACCUCCAAAUCGUCGACGGGCCUGCAGAACAAAACGUUUUACUGUGAGACGUGUGAUGUGCAUGUCAACUCGGAGACUCAGCUAAAACAGCACAUCAGCAGCCGGCGUCAUAAAGACCGAGCAGCAGGUAAACCAGCCAAGCCUAAAUACAGCCCCUACAGCAAACCACAGAAAGGCCAGACCAAGCAGCCGAUAAAGUUGGUUCUGGGGAAGGAGCACCAGUGUCCGCCUCUGAACGCCCAGAUCCUUCCCGCUCACCUGGCCGCCGUGGCUGCAGCCGCGGCCGCCGCCAUCGGCAACUCCUUCACGCACCGCAAUAACCACGCCACCAACCACACCCCGACUCCCGCCCUCUUCCAGACGCAGAGCCUCCCCGCUGCGCUCCUCCGCCCGGCCCCCGGGCCUAUCAGGACCUCCCACCCGCAAGUCCUAUUUGCCCCUUAUUGACCUGUUUGACCCCAGGUGGAGCCCGCCCAAGUGGGGUCGACCCACAUCCAGGCCAAGGAAGGCCAAGGGAGUCCUGCGCUUUCAGCAGCUGUGCUCCUUCUAUGCAUCCAGGAUACGGAACAUCUUCCCACCACGACUGGACCUUCGUUGCUCCUACAUGUGGAUUAUCCUCACACCUAAAAGCAUCGGCGAAGCAUCGGCCGCUUUCCUCGUGCUGGAUUUAUUUCUCCAAUCUCACUGGACUCUAGUGCUUUUCUGUGCCACCCUGCAGCCCACGGCUCACCCCCCCCCCCCACCCCCCCACCCCCCACCCCCCACCCAGACCCUCCUGGACUUGGACCCACAUCGUAUCCGCAAUAAUGUAUAAAAGUAACCCAGUGAACUAUGCAGUGUCAUUAUUCCACGAUGCAAGGCGCAGUUUGAGCUAAAGAUACGGUAGGGAUAUAUGCUUCGUGUGAAGACACAGCGUGGCACUAAGAUCAUCGCUUAAGUGGAGGAUUAUUGUCAUUCAUAAUUUAAAAGGUUGUUACUGAUCAUUAGAGCGAGCGAGCGAGCGAGGCCCUCCUCUGUUCCUGUAUGCACUUUAAGCCCUUCCUCUGUUGAUGUCUACACUAGAUGACUGUGUUAGAUGGUUAGUGUGUGUCGUACUGUGCGUCUGUUUGUAUUCGUCCUCGCGUAUCUGUGUGUGUGUGUGUGUGUGUGAAUGUGUUCUUCAGCAUGUGGGUGCGUAUGAGUGUGUGUUUUGGAGUUUGUGUGUGUGUGUGAAAGAGAGAGAGAGAGAGCUUUCCAUUCGCCAUCACAGUCGAUAUCCAGCACACAUCGUCUCUGACCACGUCUCGGGCCAGAGGGACCACACAAGGCUUGUCUGUGUUAACUGUCAGUGUGUAAAAGGUGAACAAUUUCAAAUAAAAGAGCCCUACUUUGUUAAAA